Messenger RNA from Salvia miltiorrhiza (redroot sage), 774 nucleotides. RefSeq lists its product as uncharacterized. Lineage: Eukaryota; Viridiplantae; Streptophyta; Magnoliopsida; Lamiales; Lamiaceae. The transcript is spliced from 2 exons. The record is from RefSeq and is a predicted model, not a curated record. Bases 1 to 774 code for a protein of 257 amino acids.
AUGGUAGAAGCCUUAAAAUCUUUUAUCUCAGCCUGUUCUCCUCGCGUUGGUUUGAAAGAUGGUUGGGAUUGGAAGGCAACGAAGGAUAGAAGGUUUUCAACAAAAUCUGCUUAUGAGGUCCUUGAGGCGUCUAGAAAUGAAGCACCCCUUUUGACUACCCAUAAUGAGACGUUUGGGAAUAUUUGGAACGCUCUGGCUCCUUACAAGGCAAGAGUUACAGCUUGGAGAUGCCUUCGCAAUAGAUUGGCAACUUGUGAUAACCUCAUCAAGAGGAAGGUGGCGCUGCAGGCGGAGGAUAGCUGGUGUAAUUCAUGUGUGGCGCAUGAAGAAACAGCGGUGCACCUUUUCCUCCAUUGUCCAAAGGCCGAACAGGUGUGGGACCUCAUUCAACAGUGGAUAGGGCAGAGGACGGCGAGACCCCAAGGUAUUCUGCAACAUUUCUCUAUCUUUGCUCACGGUGGAAAAGGGAAAAGCAGUAGGAAGUUCCUCAAGGCGCUGUGGAUUUGCACGAUUUGGCUGAUCUGGAAGAAUAGGAAUGUGAGCAGAUUUGAAGGAAAGGUUUGGGAUGCCCAACAAAUGGUUUUAGAGAUCAAAGGAAGAAUGUGGAGCUGGAACCAGACUUUUGGUAUCGUCGUUUCAGAUGCAAUUUUUUCGAAGUGGUGCUCCCAUCUCGAGAACUUUCUCCGCGGCGACGAUUUUCCUCUCUACGGUACAGUUACGGUUACGUUUCUCGACUGCUUGGUUGUUCAGUAUGGUUCUGUGAAAUUGGAUUGA